AUGAGGGAGCCCACCUACGAGGAGGAGUACACCUAUCUGCAGGGCCAGCACGACUACGGCAACGAAGAGACCCCAAAGCUCCUCAAUCCUUCCCACUUCAAUAACGAUCCCCUUGAUGACAAAACCCCGUUGAUUGAAGAUCAUGUUUUCGACAACAGCGUGGGCCACAAUCUCCCCGUGCCUACUGAGCACCUAGGUGCCAAUGUUGGAGGUGAUACCCAAAAGGCCAAAACCUCUCCUAAAUUACCUCAACAAGAGUUGAGCAAAAAGUUUCAGCGUUUAUCCAUGACUUUGCAACAGGCAAGAACCUCGGGAGACUCAUAUCAGUUCAUGUCUUCCUUCCAACAAAAUGUGGAGAAGGCCAAUAAUGACCCUACUGCUUUGGCGAAGAGGGCAUCGGCAGGUAAAAACCAACGCACUAGCUUGUACUACAAGAAAAUCCACGAGCGUCAUGAGGGAGAUGACAAACUGAUUACGGAUAACGAAUCAUCCAGAAAACCCCGCAAACCUUCAGUCCCUGACCAAACCUCCAUCAGUACCACAAGUGAUAUAUCUAGUGUGGCCAGCCAAGAAAGUGCUUUAAGAAGAGAGGAUGAAGAAACAAAAUCCAAUGCUUCAUCAACUAGUUUUGAAUUUCAAGAUACAGCAAACUCCACUUUAAACACGUUUACUCCAGAAAAGUCUGCCUACAACAUCCAGGGUUCUCGCGUAUCACCAUGGAAAGCAAGAAGAGCUCAAGCUGAUGGGGAUGAAAUACCCGUAAGAAGAGAUUUGAUGAUUAAAGGUGGUGAAGAUGAACGGAAGGAUCCAUUCAUUGUUACUCCCAACACGAGAGCCAAUAUGAAAGAUAAAUACCCCAAUGGUUUGAAUAUUUCAGUAACUGAUUCACUCUUAGAUCCAAAGAAUAGAGGAGAGAGUGAACCUGAACCUGAACCAUCAUUUUACGAAACUUCAGAAUCAACUGCAAUUUCCAGCCAAACUAACAAGAACGCACGAGAAUCUACAAUUUCCACUCAGGACUUGGACGAUGAAACGAAUAAUGACGAGUUAUCAUCAUUAUUUGUACGAGCAUUACAUCCAUUUGACUCCACUACCUUGCAAUCAGAAUCAGAUGCAUCCAUUUGUUUAUCAUUCGAGAAGGAUGAUCUUGCAUUUGUCCACACCAUAGAUGAGUCUGGUUGGGGAGAGGUGACUCUUAUCGACUCAUUGCAAAGAGGAUGGAUUCCAAUGAAUUAUUUUGCAAUUGCUGUGACUUCAAAGGAUGAUUUUGAGGAAGACUACGACGAAGAAGACGAAGAGCUGGACACGGGAAAGAUACCCAACAGUCAUUACUUAAAACCUUUGUUCCAUGCUUGUUCGAAGUUCCUCAUGAAUCCUCUUAGUCAUAGAAACCGUCAUGGUAAGUAUACUUUCUCCAUCAAGGUGAUCAACUCCAUUCGAGAUGGAGUCAGAUUACUAUUACAACAAACUGAUUGCUUGUCCAGGUCAAAUGAAAUAGUCACUAAAAGGCCUAUUGUCAGAAAAACUCGUAAGUCUUUACUUGCGGAUUGGUAUAAUCUUAUGGUUAAGGCCAAUGAAUUCAAGGGUACCUCAAAUUUCAAUAAGAUUGAAGUCUUAACCUUAAUGAUCUAUCAAGUGACAAGAAAAGCCACAUCGUUCUUGCAAGUCUGGUCUAUUGAGAGUAAACAAAUCAUAAAGCGUGAAAAUGAAAAGAAGCUUCAAAAUGAUAUGAACAAUUAUCCUUUAUUGUCAACCCCACCAUUGGCUAAGCAAAGAAUUACAGAGAUUAAUGGACUAUUAUUUUCUUACCUAGGAUUGAUUAUAGGUAGAUUGGAUUUGAUAGAACAUAAUCCAAUUGGCUGUGAUAUCUUAGAAUCAAUGACACAUCAGAUCAUUUUGCUAUUAAGGGAGUUAUUAUUCAUUUCAAAGAUUGGUUCCGAUUUUUCAUCCGAGAAGCCAAGUGACUUAGAUGGUUCUUUGGACACGUUAUUGUCCUUGGUCAGUGAUUUGGUUUCAAGUGUCAAGAAUUUGGUGGUUAAGACUUUGAAUGAAACGGAAGAGGACAAACGGAUCAUCCAAACCCCAGUGGUAGCAAGCUCAGAAAUGCUUGAAACUAAUGGAAUUCAUAGUUCUCGUCCAAAAGAAUAUUACUACACGCCAGAAGGUGGUGAAUUGAUUCAAACAGCUUCUAAGAUGAUUAGAUCUAUUAACAUCACCAUUGCAGCCAUCCGUAAAUUGUUGGAGAUAACUGGUGACUUCAAGCUCAACUCCGAACGGUCGUAUCCAGACUAUGCUAAGAUGAAGAUUGAGCCAGAUGAGUUCAUUAAGAAAUGUUCAAUCGGAAUUGCAAAGGCCCAAGCAGUAAAGAAUAGAGAUUUGACUGGGUUAAAAGCUCAUGGAUACAAGUCAAAUAGAUACUCAAUGAUAAGAUCUGGUAAAACAGGAGAAUUAGGAUUAACUACUGGUGGUAUAUCCCUUUUGCAUGAUGUUCUUCUCAACGACGUCGAAGGCACAUCUCCAUUCUCAAUUUCUGAACCUGAAUUUAAACAGUUUGCCGCACAUGGUGAUGGUGGUGGUGAAGAGACGAAUAUUCAAACGCAGUUACUAGUUGAUGAUAAAGGAAAUCUUUUGGGUGCAUCCUUUAAGGGUUUGGUUUACACUUUAACCAAUGAGUCUUCGCCACCUGAAUACUUUUUUGUAUCGACCUUUUUCAUUUGUUUCAGAAGUUUCGCAUCAAACUCGGAUUUGAUUGAAGAAUUAAUAGAUAGAUUCGAUGCAGGUAACAGAUCUUUGAAGAAUCUGAACAAAUCUGACUUGAGUGAGGAAAUUAGGCUCAAAAACAGAAGAAGAUUAAUCUCCAAAAUGUUCCAAUUGUGGAUUGAAUCUUACUGGGAUCAUGACACUGACUAUCCUGUAUUAACCACAUUGAUCAACUUCUUCAAUGAAGGUGUUGCGUUGUAUUUACCCUUCGAUGCCAUAAAGCUUAUUGACAUUGCUUCCAGAUUAUCUAUGAAACCACUUAUUGAAGGUGAAGAACAAGAAGCUGAAACAAGUACUAAACAAGCUGUGAGUAAAAAGCAAUUGAUCACCAGAAGUAUCACUAUAACAAGAUCGAAUAGAAAGGACAGCUCAAGUGCAAGUGAUCCUACCUUGAAUUCAAGAUAUUCGAUGGUUGAUGGGUAUGAACUUUCCAAAAUCAACACGAACACUUCCACAUCUUCAUCCUUGAAAUCCAUGACAUUACCAAUGCCUCUUGGAGUGGGUAACCAAACCUCAUCCUCCAGUUCUCUCUUGACCAAGGCACAGAUUAGUACAAUUGAGAAGGUUAACUUAACUUACAGAGCCAUUUUGGGAGAAAGUUGGUGUCCACAAAAACUCAUUACCCCCAAGUAUUACAUUCCUUUGGAAUUGAGUAAUAUUUUGCCAAAAUGGUACAACAUUUGUGAACAAAGUUGGGUCCUCUCUAAUUACAGACCGAACUUAUUGGAUUUCAAUGGUUUAGAGAUUGCUAAACAGUUAACACUUAUAGAGUCUCAUAUUUUUUGUGCUUUUAAAGCAGAAGAGUUGUUAAAUGAAAAUUUCACAGCAAAACGAGCAUAUUUGAAAUUAGCACCUAACAUCAGACAAUCCUUGCUUUUCACUAACUGUUUAUCUGGCUAUGUGUUGGAGUCAAUAUUACAACCCAAGAUUAAUCAAAAAUUGAGAGUCAAUAUGAUUAAGACUUGGUUGAAGAUUGCCAUUUCCUGUCUUUACUUGAGAAACUUCAACUCAUUAGCAGCAAUUAUCACUGCGCUUCAAUCACAUUUGAUAACGAGAUUGACCAAAUUAUGGGCAGAAUUGUCAGAUAAGUAUAAAGAGUUAUACGACUACUUGUCAGGAAUUAUUCACCCCGAGAAGAACUACUCAAUCUACAGAUCAAAAUUGAGAAAUUUCUUGAUUUCCAACGAUUACAAUAUACCUAUUGUUCCAUACGUGUCCUUGUUCUUACAGGAUUUGACAUUCAUCACCGAAGGUAACCCAAGGUACAGGAAAGCAAACACUUUUUUGAAUCAAAAGAUUAUCAAUAUUGACAAGUACUUGAAAAUUACGAGAAUCAUUGCAGACAUAGAAAGCUUACAGAUUCCCUAUGCGAGAGGAGGAACUGCUAAGGAAAAGAGAAGCAGCUUGAUUUUCUCUGCUCCAAAGCAAAGUGAAGUGGAGGACUACAACAUUAUAGCUCUUCCAGCAUUACAAGAGCUUAUAAUCUUGGAAUUAUGGAAGGUUGCGCAAUUAAAUAAGACUGAGGAUGAUAGAACUUGGAAGUUAAGUUGCUUGAUUCAACCUAGAUAG
This is a messenger RNA of Suhomyces tanzawaensis NRRL Y-17324, 4329 nucleotides long. RefSeq names its product Ras family guanine nucleotide exchange factor (gene BUD5). The transcript has a single exon. Gene Ontology annotation, biological process: Ras protein signal transduction; positive regulation of GTPase activity. Lineage: Eukaryota; Fungi; Ascomycota; Pichiomycetes; Serinales; Debaryomycetaceae. Gene Ontology annotation, molecular function: protein binding; guanyl-nucleotide exchange factor activity. The record is from RefSeq and is a predicted model, not a curated record. Gene Ontology annotation, cellular component: plasma membrane. The coding region runs from base 1 to 4329 and encodes 1442 amino acids.